AUGCCUGAAUUUGAAAAGACUGCAGCUGAGAAGACAGAUAUUGAUGACAUUGUUAAGAUCAGUGAUACAGAGAAGAAGAAUGAUUCAACUAUAGUUUCAAUGAAGAAAAUGCCUAUAUCUUUUAAGCACAAGACAUUGAGUCUGAUUGCACUGAAACUCUUGAAAUGUGUUCAAAUCAGCCGCACAGUUGAUUGUAGAGCUCAAGAUCUGAAGAUACUGAGACAGCUGCCUAAUCUUGAUAAGCAUAAUCUGAACACUGUUCAGGCUGUGUGA
Blastomyces dermatitidis ER-3 is the source of this 273-nucleotide messenger RNA. RefSeq lists its product as uncharacterized. The record is from RefSeq and is a predicted model, not a curated record. Lineage: Eukaryota; Fungi; Ascomycota; Eurotiomycetes; Onygenales; Ajellomycetaceae. Bases 1 to 273 code for a protein of 90 amino acids. The transcript has 2 exons.